Molecule: messenger RNA, 1349 nt
Organism: Apaloderma vittatum (bar-tailed trogon)
Lineage: Eukaryota; Metazoa; Chordata; Aves; Trogoniformes; Trogonidae
Gene: GNA12
Product: guanine nucleotide binding protein (G protein) alpha 12
Exons: 5
Biological process (GO): Rho protein signal transduction; adenylate cyclase-modulating G protein-coupled receptor signaling pathway
Cellular component (GO): heterotrimeric G-protein complex; brush border membrane
Molecular function (GO): guanyl nucleotide binding; GTPase activity; D5 dopamine receptor binding
Source: RefSeq, a predicted model, not a curated record
AUGCUCAUGUCGCUCCAUCUGAUCCUGGCGCUUUGUCCCCCUUUGGGCUCUGCUUGUGGUUUGGUGACAGCCUUCCUCUCUACAGCAGAGGAAGGUGCUGGUGCUACGCGCUGCCCGUGGGUGACCCAACAGUGGUUAAUUCGCUCAGCAAUGAUCAAACUUCCGUUCACUGCGGUCUCUGGAGAUCCUCCAGGUCUCCAGUGGGAGGAGGAGAAGCAGAGUGAGGGACUGGGGGAAGCACCAAGCCCGAGGUCCCGCUGCCGCAGCUGUGGGAUCCUGCGGCUCCUCGGAAGGUAGGGCUGCAGGGUUCUGGUUGAUGCACGGGACAAACUGGGGAUCCCCUGGCAGUAUACCGAGAAUGAGAAGCAUGGAAUGUUUUUGAUGGCUUUUGAAAACAAAGCUGGGAUGCCCAUAGAGCCUGCCACCUUCCAGCUGUACGUACCUGCGCUGGGCGCGCUGUGGAGGGAUUCGGGAAUCAAGGAAGCCUUCAGCCGUCGGAGCGAGUAUCAGCUGGGUGAAUCGGUAAAAUACUUCCUGGAUAACCUGGAUCGGAUCGGUCAGCUGAAUUAUUUCCCCAGCAAACAAGAUAUUUUGUUGGCUAGAAAAGCCACCAAGGGAAUAGUAGAGCAUGAUUUCAUCAUUAAAAAAAUACCUUUCAAGAUGGUAGAUGUAGGUGGACAGAGAUCUCAGCGUCAAAAGUGGUUCCAGUGCUUUGAUGGAAUAACUUCGAUUUUGUUUAUGGUCUCCUCCAGCGAAUACGAUCAGGUUCUCAUGGAAGACAGGCGCACAAACAGACUUGUGGAAUCCAUGAAUAUCUUUGAGACAAUAGUCAAUAACAAGCUUUUCUUUAAUGUUUCUAUUAUCUUAUUCCUCAACAAGAUGGAUCUUCUUGUAGAGAAGGUAAAGACUGUGAGCAUUAAGAAGUAUUUCUCGGACUUCAAAGGCGACCCUCACAGGCUGGAUGAUGUUCAACGUUAUCUGGUGCAGUGCUUUGACAGAAAGAGGAGAAACCGCAGUAAGCCUCUCUUCCAUCACUUCACCACUGCCAUAGACACUGAAAACAUCCGCUUUGUGUUUCAUGCUGUGAAGGACACGAUCCUUCAAGAGAAUCUGAAGGAUAUUAUGUUGCAGUGAAGGAGAGCAGCCCGCGUUCUGUUAAAAUUUGCCGGAGGGUUAGAUCAAAGUUUUUAUCCUUUCUUUAUGGCCCUUGCAUGUGGUGUAGGACCCAUGCUAAUUACUUGGCUCAGGAAUGCUGUAAACAAGCCAGUCCAAGCAGAGGAGCUAUAGGCCGAAGGAGUCAAACGUUGAUGUUAGCUACUGAAUCAUUUGGACUAGAAACACUACUGAAA